Molecule: messenger RNA, 1313 nt
Organism: Chinchilla lanigera (long-tailed chinchilla)
Lineage: Eukaryota; Metazoa; Chordata; Mammalia; Rodentia; Chinchillidae
Gene: Ggh
Product: gamma-glutamyl hydrolase (conjugase, folylpolygammaglutamyl hydrolase)
Exons: 9
Coding region: 106-1062 (318 amino acids)
Biological process (GO): tetrahydrofolylpolyglutamate metabolic process
Cellular component (GO): vacuole
Molecular function (GO): gamma-glutamyl-peptidase activity
Source: RefSeq, a predicted model, not a curated record
CCGCCCCGCUCGCCCCCGCGACUCUGCCUCAGGAAGUUACCCGGACCUCGGCGGCCCCCGCCCGGCCGCAGUGCCUUUGAACCACGGCGGGAGAAAGCCGGCGUGAUGGCAGGGCUGGGCCGCCUGCUGUGCGUGAUGGGCCUGCUCGUCUGUGUGGCGCCCAGCCUCGGGCUGCCCAGACUCCCCAAAUCUACCAACCAGAAACCCAUCAUUGGGGUAUUAAUGCAAGCAACCCAGAACCCAGAAAUAAAAAAGUUUGGAAACUACUAUAUCGCUGCAUCCUAUGUGAAGUAUCUAGAGUCUGCAGGUGCAAGAGUUGUACCAAUAAGGCUUAAUCUUACAAAUGCGGAGUAUGAAGAACUUUUCAAAUCUAUCAAUGGAAUACUUUUACCUGGAGGAGGCUCUGAUCUGGAGACAUCAGAUUAUUCCAAAGUCUCCAAAAUAUUUUACAAGUUGUCCAAACAGAGUUUUGAUGAUGGAGACCAUUUUCCUGUGUGGGGCACAUGCCUUGGAUUUGAAGAGCUUUCCUAUCUCAUCAGUGAGGAAAUGCUAUUAACUCUGACAGAUACUGAGCAAAUCACAUUGCCAUUGAACUUCACUAAAGGUGCAUCAAAGAGCAGAAUGUUUCAAAAUUUACCUCCUGAGUUAUUGCAGUCAUUGGCAUCUGAACCUCUGACUGCAAAUUUCCACAAGUGGAGCCUCUCUGUGAAGAAUUUUACAAUGAAUGAAAAGUUAAAAACGUUUUUCAAUGUGUUAUCUACAAAUACAGAUGGCACGACUGAGUUCAUUUCAUCGAUGGAAGGAUAUAAGUAUCCAGUAUAUGCUGUCCAGUGGCAUCCAGAGAAAGCACCUUAUGAAUGGGCGAAUGUGACAGGCAUUUCCCAUGCACCUAACGCUGUGAAGACCGCAUUUUACUUAGCAGAGUUCUUUGUUUCUGAAGCUCGGAGAAACAAUCAUUACUUUGACUCUUGGUCUCAAGAGGAGAAAUCCCUGAUUUAUCACUUCCCUGUAAUUUACACUGGAAAUGUUUCUUUAUUUCAGCAAUGUUAUGUGUUUCCCUGAAAGUUUUCAAUAUGUUAAUGAGCAGUUUGGGAUAAUUCCUUGAUUAAACUGUCAAAAUUACUUGCUACCCAUGAUACUAUUAGGAAACCGCAGAUUUCUGUUCUAUGUGGGCGACGCUGGUUCUUCAUUCAGUAGAUGAUUAUUUGUACUGCAUUUGAUAAUUUAACAAUGAAGCAAAUUUGUAGUGUUUUUCAUGGAAAAUUCAUCUUAGACCUGAAGAUCAGAAAAAAUAAAAUGAUUGUAAAUGGGAA